UGAGAAGAAAGCUCAACUUUCUCCCCGGGACAGACAGGUGGUCAAGAUGCUGCUGGUCAUCGUGGCGAUCUACAUCAUCAGUUUAUUUCCCCGGAUCGCCGUCUACGUUGUGAGGAUUUUCAUCGACGAUUUCUAUUUCCUUGGAAAGUAUCAUAAUAUGUUUAAGAUCGUCUCCUAUUCUGUGUUCAUCCUUGACUUUACUAACAGUGCCAUCAACCUGUUCGUGUUUCUCGCCAUGAGCUCCUCCUUCCGGGAAACGUUCUACCAGAUUACCACAACCAGCCACCCGCCAGCCACCCGCCCGUCCACCAUGGCGGGUCAGGCACGGCGGGAAGAAAUCAAGAACUGACCUGACGCUACCAAACAAACUCUGUGACCGAACAUUCACAGACUGAAACUUUACGAUGAAAAAGUCCCUAACAAGCGAGGGGAAAAGAAAAAUAAAAGAUUUUAACACAA
Messenger RNA from Aplysia californica (California sea hare), 459 nucleotides. RefSeq lists its product as uncharacterized. NCBI's taxonomy places the organism in Eukaryota, Metazoa, Mollusca, Gastropoda, Aplysiida, Aplysiidae. Gene Ontology annotation, cellular component: membrane. The transcript has 2 exons. The record is from RefSeq and is a predicted model, not a curated record. The coding region runs from base 47 to 349 and encodes 100 amino acids.